ACCGGGGAGGGGGGCAGUGCGGGGGGCUAGGCCCAACGUGGUGGGAGGGCGGCAGAGUUGCGCCGGAGCCUUCACCUCCCAAGGGACAGUCGACCGGGAGCGGUGGGGCGCCGAGGGGCCGCUGGCGGCCCCACCUCCUCGCGGUGCGGUGGGUGUUGACGGAAUAUUUCGUCCUACGGCGGGACGGUCUGGGCAGCCGGAGCUCCCCGUGCGCUUUUGGCGGUGGCGUGCCGCUGGCUGUGAUGCGAGGAUGACCAUGGCUCAGGCUGGAGCCGUAGUUGCAGCUGCCACGGGACUUCUCAUCUUCUUCCUGUAUGCCUCUAUCCAUAAAGUUGAGGAGGGACACCUGGCUGUGUAUUACAGGGGUGGUGCGUUGUUAACUAGUCCAAGUGGACCAGGCUAUCACAUCAUGCUCCCAUUCAUCACCACCUUCAAAUCUGUUCAGACCACACUGCAGACUGAUGAAGUGAAAAAUGUGCCCUGUGGGACCAGUGGUGGUGUUAUGAUCUACAUUGACCGAAUAGAGGUUGUGAAUAAACUGGCACCAUAUGCAGUGUACGAUAUUGUGAGGAACUACACCGCAGACUAUGAUAAGACCUUGAUCUUCAAUAAAAUUCAUCAUGAGUUGAACCAGUUCUGCAGUGCCCAUACCCUGCAGGAAGUAUACAUUGAGCUGUUUGAUCAGAUAGAUGAGAAUCUGAAGUUGGCUCUGCAGAAAGAUCUCAACGUCAUGGCACCAGGUCUCACUAUCCAGGCUGUGCGUGUUACAAAGCCCAAAAUUCCAGAAGCCAUACGAAGAAAUUUUGAGUUGAUGGAAGCUGAGAAGACGAAGCUGCUGAUUGCAGCCCAAAAACAGAAGGUAGUAGAGAAGGAGGCAGAGACAGACCGGAAGAAAGCACUCAUCGAGGCAGAGAAGGCUGCACAGGUGGCCAGGAUUCACUAUCGGCAGAAGAUCAUGGAAAAAGAAACAGAGAAGCGCAUCUCUGAGAUUGAAGAUGCUGCAUUUCUGGCAAGAGAGAAAGCAAAAGCUGAUGCUCAGUACUACGCUGCUGAGAAGCUGGCUGAUUCCAACAAGCUGAAGCUCACCCCUGAGUACCUGGAGCUAGUGAAAUACCAAGCAAUAGCUGGCAACAGCAAGCUCUACUUCGGUGACCGCAUCCCCGGUGUCUUUCUGGAUUCCUGUGCCUUCCAGCAACCCAAUCUGAGGACUGCCCAAGAAACCAGCCUGCCUUUACAGGAGGCCCUGAAGACCUCUGAGGAAAGCCACCUCAUGGCAGGGGAAAACACUGGCUGACAGGUAGAAAGAUUGCCAGUCUAGCUUAGCGAGCUAGCCCAGCUGUGAGUGGGGAUGGUGGCCCGUGCUGGUGGGGCAGAUGCAGCAUACGCAUGGACAUCUUGUGGAUAGGUGCAGCUGGGGUGAUUUUUCUUCUAGCAACACAUUGCAAGUGCUCUGCCUCUUCCAUUCCUUCCCCUGUUAAAUUGGUGCUUCCAAAGGAGGGAUAAUCCUGUACUAACAUAACCUAUACUGGAAUAUUAAAAGACAGACACACCAGGAAGCCUUCUGCAGUAGGUGCAGUUAUUUAGCAAGUAUUGAUUAGAGGCAGGAGAUGCAGCUUCGAGUCUUGUUGCCACAUGCUCGUUGUUCCCUGGUGCUCCAAGUUGAGGCUGAGCCAAGACUUUUCCUUUAUCCUGCCAAUGAAGCUUGCUUUGCUUUUUGAACUUCAAGGCAGGUUUCUACCCACACUUUCUCCAAGGACUCCAAUGGAGUAGGCUCUCCUUGGCCAGCGUUCCUACCCAGGGUGUGUUGUGCCAAGGAGAGUCAGUUGGUGUGAAAUAGGUUGAGUAGGAACUGCACAGCCAUAAUCUUCUUUCCUGUAGACAGUGGCAUUAGGUAAGAACUCAGAACAAGGAGUCUCUGAGAGGCUUCUGUAACUCCCUGUCUCCAACAAAAGCCACAUGCUGGCUGCCUGUGACUGACUGUAGGAUGGUUCAGCUGGGUGGCUGGGUCCCAGCUUGCACCCUCAACUAUGGAGCACCUCUGAGCAGCCAGCCGGAAACAGAGGUGGGAAAUCUUUGGUCAGAUGCCAGCCUCCCCGCAGGUCUUUUCAUCAUGGAACGGGGGCUGCAUUUCCACUGCUCUGGCUGGCAAAGAACAAAGGAAUCCUGCUGCAUACAUCGGACACUUGACACCUCCACUGUAAAGCAGGUGAGGCAAGUGCUGCUCCUCAAGUUGGAAUCCAUUGCUCCAAGAAGAACGGGGACCUGCCUCCUGUGUCCUAUUAACAGCCAUGGCAGGGAGUCUGUGGCUGCUGCUCUCGUUGAUGGCCAAGCUUUACUGUGUUGCAGGGCUUUUGACUCAAGCAGUGCUAGCAGGGUGGUCUGUUCUGCUGACCUGUGUUGUGAUGUAUCCAGCUUCUGCUUCCUACUGCCACUGCAGGGCGAGAGAAAGAGAUGUGCCUGGAGUAGGGGAUAUCUGCUGGUGUGAUCUGCUUUCCACUUGCCCUCUGUCCUGCUUUGGCUAGCUUUGUUUCUGUGACUUGUUUCUUGUGCUCUGCAACAGUCUCAGAGGAUGAUGGCUGGACAAGUAACUGGCAAGAGCUUGAGCUGGAAAGCUGUUCCACAACUGGCAUCACUGCAGUAUUGCUGGCCCCUAAACCCACUGCAAGUUCAGAGAUGGCCUCUACUCUGCCAACCUUGAGAUGUCUGUGUGUUCAGUCUGUCUUCCUGUCCCUUUGGGUUCCCUGGAUGGGCUGGUUGGUGCUGGCCUUGAGAUCUUCUGUCCCUGGCAUGAUCUGCAGCCUCAUGCCUAGCUUUUUCCUUGGUGAAACAUUCAGCUCCCAAGGAAAGGCUUGUGGCUUCCUCAUGUGAGCUGUGUGGGUUUCAGGCUUUCCAGUGCUGUUCUCCUGUGUGGCUUGACUUGGAGGGUGGCAGCAUCUCUCCUCAAGGAAGUGUCUCAGCUUCUGCCCUGUCUGCUUCUCUCUUUAGGGCAGAGCAAGGAUGCAUUGACCAUGGUGAGACCCCACCUGGAGUACUGCAUCUAGUUCUGGAGCCCCUAUUACAAGAGGGAUAUGGAUGUGCUGGAAGGUGUCCGGAGAAGGGCCAUGAGGUUGAUCAGAGGGCUGGAGCACCUCUCCUACAAUGAGAGACUGAGAGAGUUAGGGCUGUUCAGUCUGGAGAGGAGAAGGCUCCUAGAUGACCUUAUUGUGACCUUUCAGUAUCUUAAGGGGGCCUACAAGAAAGCUGGGGAGGACUUUUUAGGCUGUCAGGUAGUGAUAGGACUGGGGAAUGAUAGAAAGCUGGAUGUUAGGAAGAUGUUCUUCAGCAUGAAGGUGGUGAGACCCAGAACAGCUUGCCCAGGGAGGUGCUGGAAGCCCCAUCCCUGGAGGUGUUUAAGGCCAGGCUGGGUGAGGCUCUAGACAGCCUGAUCUAGCGUGAAGUGUCCCUGCCCAUGGCAGGAGGGUUGGAACUAGAUGAUCCUUGUGGUCCCUUGCACCCCUGGCUGAUUCUGUGAUUCUGUGUCUCUUCUGCUGCUGGCCAGCUUGGGUAAUACAUGACUGAGACUUUGCAGCAGUUUCAGGUGGGCCUUCUUCCAUCUGUUUGCAAAAGUCCCAGUGCUCAGUUGGUGCUCAGCUUCUCUUCAAACCCAGCCAUGGCAGGAACAAGGAUUAGGGUCCUGCACCAGCGAUAGGUCACCUGCAGCAAUCUCAUCUUCCAGGGAGUCUGUAGGUGAGCAUGCAUUCUCAUGCUCUGAGGAGGAGAGCAAGGGUACUGGGGUCGCUAGGAGAGGUUACUCCAGUUUUUGCUGUUCACACCUGGUGCACUGGAGUUGUGAUGCACUCACCUGUCUUGGAGGUGCCAGCCUGAGCAGCACUAAGCCCAGUGUUUGCAUGAGAUGGGAGGAUGCUCGUGUUUUUACCUGCCAAAGAUUUGGGCAAGCUGCCCACUAGCCUGGUGGAGCAAGGGAUCAGGAUGGGUGUCUGCAAGUCAUGCUGGAAGGCAGCUCAGCUAGCGGGCAGGGCAGGGCUGAAACACAUUUCUGAUGGCAGCAUCUUUUGUAGCUGUAGCGUUUGAAGUGUCUUCUACGAGGAUUGACUUGCAAGGUCUCAUUUCUCCUGUGGGAAGGUCUUUGAGGAGCCUGUGGAGUCUCCACCUCUUUAACUCUCUACCUCCUCACUGCUGUUGGCUUGUAGUAGCCACUUUGGUUGAAUUUUGAAUCAAAGGCCUUGUAGAACAACACUGCUGGAGGAGAUGAAAACUUGUCUCCUUGUGAUACUUGCUGGUGUUGAGCACUGCUCGUUGCUGGCAUCAAACCCCAGGUUUCAGGCUGAAUGAGCAGGGUGGGUUCUAUCAGACUGGUGAUGACAAGCAAGGGCAUGAGGGAGAAACCACCAGAAGCAAUAAGCAGGCACCUGGCAGCUCUCCCACAGCAAGAUCCCUGUGUGGGGAGCAGGAAAGCUUUCCAGGCUGGUGCAGGAAGGGCUGCUUCCCCUUUUGCCAUUAGUGGCUGUAACUGGCUGUCAUCCUGCUCUUGUUGGGUGUGCAUCAGCCACCUCCCCUGGGUGGUCUGAGGGACACUGGGGGAUGCUUCUGCAGUGUGAAGGCCUGCAUCAAUAUGUAAUGAUCAACGCCUCCUGCAAAAGCUGCCUCCAUCCCUCUCUGCUUCACCAGCCAUCACUUUGGAAGCCUCAGGGGGUGUGGAAGAGAAGGGGAUCCUCAUGGCUUGAACACCCCCAGUCUAGGCUUUAUGUGGCUCUGAGCUGGGAGCUGUGGGUGCAGCCAGGCCGCUAGGGUUGAGCUGGUUUUUCUUUCUGUUCCAAAGGCCUAUGUGGCCCUGUGGCAAAGGGGCCUGCCACUAGAUCCACACUUUCUCCAAGGAGUCACGAUAUAGAUGUUCAAGUUUACACGCACAGUGUUAAAUUCUUUUGAUAAAGCAGAAUAAAAUUAUUUUGUUACCA
This is a messenger RNA of Pogoniulus pusillus (Red-fronted tinkerbird), 4955 nucleotides long. It is a transcript of the gene ERLIN1, whose product is annotated as ER lipid raft associated 1. Gene Ontology annotation, biological process: SREBP signaling pathway. The transcript has 12 exons. Gene Ontology annotation, molecular function: cholesterol binding; ubiquitin protein ligase binding. Gene Ontology annotation, cellular component: endoplasmic reticulum membrane; endoplasmic reticulum. The record is from RefSeq and is a predicted model, not a curated record. NCBI's taxonomy places the organism in Eukaryota, Metazoa, Chordata, Aves, Piciformes, Lybiidae. The coding region runs from base 251 to 1294 and encodes 347 amino acids.